AAUACGCCUUACAAUCAUUUUUUAAAGAGUUCCUCCAAAGUUCAAUUCACCAACAUCAUCUGUACAUCUUUGGAUACAAAUUUCCUUGAUUUUGAAUAUUGUUAUUUAAAGUCUGUGAAUCGGAGCUACAAAUAUUUGUCAUUCAAAGCCAAUUUACACAGGAAGCCAGUUACCAAAGUAAAAGUUAAUUUGGCACUAUUUAAAAAGUUUAGUGGAUACAGGCCAUUUAUGUAUAAUUACACCGUAGACUCCUGCAGAUUUUUAAAAAAUCCCCAAGCAAACCCAAUUGCAAACUACUUUUAUAGUUUCCUGAGAUAUCACUCAAAUUUAAAUCACACGUGUCCUUACAAUCACGAUGUCAUCUUGGACAAAUUAUCUACCAACUUUGUGGAUAAUCAAUUUUCAAAAGUCUUACCCUUCCCAGAAGGCGAUUAUCUUGUGAUAACACGAUGGAUUGUUGGUGAUAUCGAUCGAGCGCUUGUUAAAAUGUAUGGAACACUUUUCUGAUUAACUAUAAGGUUUUAAAAUGAAGUUUACACAACACGCUUUCCUGGGGUUUGGAAUUACUUAAA
Molecule: messenger RNA, 572 nt
Organism: Drosophila suzukii
Lineage: Eukaryota; Metazoa; Arthropoda; Insecta; Diptera; Drosophilidae
Source: RefSeq, a predicted model, not a curated record